AUGCGAGUGCACACCCAUUUGGAUCUGAGAAACUUGUACUCUGGUUACUUUUUGACAGCCAUCCCUGCAAAAACAGCGGAACUUGCAGAGACGGAGUCAAAGGAUAUAACUGUAGCUGUGCACCAGGAUUUCACGGAACACAGUGUGAAAAUAUUGAAGGCCUGUCUUGUUCAACAGGUUUUCACGNACGGGAUACGGUGUGAAAAGAUUGAAGGCCUGUCUUGUUCAACAGCUUAUCGGAUAAUUUUUCAGGAACAGCUUUCCACCAAAAGUUACGCCAAGAAAGAAAACGCCACUUCAUCCAAGCUCUCGGAAUUUACCGUGUGCUUUUUUGUUAAAAGCAAGGAUAUAAAUUCAACGAGUUCCCAGUGCCUCUUCAGUUACGCAGAAGCUUCUCAUAUAAAAGGAAAUGGUAUUUCUAUUUUCUUGAAUAAUCCAAGAAUUGAUGUCAUGGUGGAUGUAUCGGGAUCACAUGGUACAGACACCGGAGUUAAGAUAAAUGACACCAUGUGGCAUCACAUCUGUGUUACCUGGAAAAGUACAAAAGGCACCUGGCAGCUUUAUCUUGAUGGACAACUCCGAAACAGUGGAACAGGCUUGAAGGAAGGCUACCAGGUUCCAUCCGGCGGAACAGUCGUUAUUGGACAAGAUCAAGAUACAGUUGGAGGGGGCUUCAACAUUGAAGAUAGUUUUGGACCGGGUGAGGUGACAGAGGUUAAUCUUUGGAGCAGGGUCCUGUCAGCGAGUGAUAUUGCAGAACAGUAUGCAAACUGCAACAUUACCGAAGUCGACUUGAUGCACGGGUGGAAACAAUUCAAAGAUGGCCUUACAAAUCUGACAAUAAUCGAGCCUUGAACCGAACAUUGAGCAGAACUGAGAUAAUUUUUUUAAUUUAAUCGUAAUACAAACGCUUAAAUCUAUAAAGUAACUGCAGUAAACCCAUUAGAUGUAAAUCCGAACUAAACCAACGUUUCAACUACAUUCUAUGUUAUCCUUGACUUCCGGUAAGAAGACGAAUGGAGCAGAUCUUUAUACCCGUAAGCUAAGUGAUGCCUCAGGGACCUAUUAUAUCCAAAUUUGACUCGUACUUCUAGGAAUAUCGAGAAUUGAUGGACUGCUCACAGAAAAAUCAGAUUGUUUUGUAUAUUGCUAUAACACUCCUUUGGAUGAGGGAUCUAUGGAAAAUUUGUGAAGGUCACAGCGAGGUGAACCUUUAUUAAGCAGCACCGUAUCAAGCGGUAACCCUGUCAAGCUAAGCGAUCCAAUUUUCCAAGUCGUUUUUCAAAUUCCUUCCCCUAUUUACUUUUAUUUAAAUCGGUUACGACUACACUUAUUCACUUGAGUCCCAGCGGUCUCAACGGCCUGUUUGUAUCGUCCUUUAUCUGUCGUGAACGGUCACUUACAGCGGAAUCAUUCAAAAUAAAACUAAGAAUAAUC
Stylophora pistillata is the source of this 1437-nucleotide messenger RNA. RefSeq lists its product as uncharacterized. The record is from RefSeq and is a predicted model, not a curated record. Gene Ontology annotation, molecular function: calcium ion binding. Lineage: Eukaryota; Metazoa; Cnidaria; Anthozoa; Scleractinia; Pocilloporidae.